Exophiala aquamarina CBS 119918 is the source of this 1131-nucleotide messenger RNA. RefSeq names its product phospho-2-dehydro-3-deoxyheptonate aldolase, tyrosine-inhibited. Lineage: Eukaryota; Fungi; Ascomycota; Eurotiomycetes; Chaetothyriales; Herpotrichiellaceae. Gene Ontology annotation, molecular function: 3-deoxy-7-phosphoheptulonate synthase activity. Gene Ontology annotation, biological process: aromatic amino acid biosynthetic process. The record is from RefSeq and is a predicted model, not a curated record. Gene Ontology annotation, cellular component: cytoplasm. The coding region runs from base 1 to 1131 and encodes 376 amino acids. The transcript has a single exon.
AUGCCCGCUGUUGACUCACAGACCCCGACCGAGCUGUCUGAAGACGUUCGAGUUCUGGGCUACGACCCGUUGAUCCCUCCAGCGCUUCUCCAAACCGAAAUCCCCCAAUCCCAAGCCUCCAUUCACACCGUUGCCCGAGGUCGCCGAGAAUGCAAAGAAAUCAUCCAUCAACGGGAUGACCGCCUGCUUGUCAUGGUCGGACCCUGCUCCAUCCAUGACCCGGCUACCGCCCUAGAAUAUGCUACUCGGCUGAAAGAGCUGUCUGAGAAGCUUUCCAAAGACCUCUGCAUUAUAAUGCGUGCCUACCUCGAGAAACCUAGAACUACUGUUGGUUGGAAAGGUCUCAUCAAUGACCCUGAUAUCGACGAAUCCUACAAGAUCAACAAAGGUCUCCGAGUCUCAAGACAACUCUAUGCCGAUCUGACUGGUAUGGGCAUGCCCAUUGCGAGCGAAAUGCUCGAUACCAUCUCUCCACAAUUUCUCGCCGACCUCAUCUCAUUGGGUGCCAUUGGUGCACGAACCACCGAGUCCCAGCUACAUCGUGAGCUGGCCUCCGGUCUAUCUUUCCCCAUGGGUUUCAAAAAUGGUACAGAUGGCUCCCUGAGCGUGGCAAUUGAUGCUGUGGGUGCAGCCGCUGCCAAACACUACUUUAUGGGUGUGACCAAGAAUGGCCUCGCUGCCAUCACAAGGACUAGCGGUAAUGAAGACGGCUUCGUCAUCCUGCGAGGCGGGUCGAAGGGGACCAACUUUGAUGCUGAGAGCGUCAAGGCUGCUCGUGAAGCUCUGAGGAAGAAGGGCCAUAAGGAAGUCAUGAUGAUUGACUGCUCACAUGGGAAUUCCAAAAAGAACCACAAGAACCAGCCGUCUGUGGCACAGGCUAUUGGAGACCAGCUGAGACAGGGUGAAGACGCCAUUGUAGCCGUCAUGAUCGAGUCAAAUAUCAAUGAAGGCAAUCAGAAGGUCCCUGCUGAAGGCGGUCUUGCAAGCUUACAGAAGGGAGUCAGUAUUACAGAUGCUUGCAUCAAUUGGGAGUCCACCAUUGAAGUAUUAGAGCAGCUCGCCGAAGCUGUCAGAGUGAGGAGAGAAGUCAAAAGCAAAGCACAAAAUGGAACCAGCAAUGGCGUUCAUUGA